Musa acuminata AAA Group (dessert banana) is the source of this 1532-nucleotide messenger RNA. Its product is annotated as kinase-interacting family protein-like. The coding region runs from base 344 to 1387 and encodes 347 amino acids. Gene Ontology annotation, molecular function: actin binding. NCBI's taxonomy places the organism in Eukaryota, Viridiplantae, Streptophyta, Magnoliopsida, Zingiberales, Musaceae. The record is from RefSeq and is a predicted model, not a curated record. The transcript is spliced from 3 exons.
UCCACCACCACCGCCGUCCAUCUUCCCCUACCCGAAGUGUCGACGGCUUUGAUGGCCAUAGAAGCCUGGGCUCUAAUUUGAACGAAUCAGCAAAACCAAACAUGGUUGGAUCUUACUCCUCUCUCUCUCUGUGGACAUCGGGCGGACCUAAAUGGCCCCUUCCCUCUGCUCUGCUCUGCUUCUGCUCCUGCUGAUUACUCAUGUCGCUUCUCGGGUAGUAUAGCAGAGCUUCUCCGGCGAACUGGACUCUCUCUUCCUUCAAAGCGGAGAAGGCCUGCAGCGUUUUCUUCUUUUGUGUUUACCGCAUUGAAACGCGGCGUCCCUGGCGACGUUUCCCAUUGCGAUGACGACGGCGACGACGACGACGACGACGACGGGACACUCCUUGUGUCGGUCCUCCACAUGCCCGCCUUGGCUUCAAGCGACUCUUGCAGAUAUAGAGCAUAGGGUGCAAGCUGUCGCGGUGGCUGUACCGGAGAACUCGAAGGCGGACACGUUCGCGGAACGGGCGGAGAACUACUACCAGAGGCGGCCCCAACUCAUCGCCCUCCUCCACGACCUCCAUAACCGGUACCUCUACCUAGCCGACCGCUACUCCCAGUCCCUGCUCCACCGACAUCAACGUCGCACAUCCUCCGUUCCCUCCGACCUCGACGCCGAUGACGAUCAUGAUCUGCGGGACUCCGCUUACUCUGACGCCGAGAGCUCCCUCUCCUUCCAACCAUUGGCUGCCCAGCCACAACCGCUGCCCCGAGGUACGCCCCCCGCUGUCGCCGCCGCCGACGACCUGGACAUGAUCGUGGCGCAAAUGGUGCUGGCGUCGGUGGAGCGGGAUCUGCUGGAGGCGGAGAGCGCGGAGGCAGAGCGGCGGCUGGCCGAGUCGGCGCGCAAGAUCGAGCUGCAGGGGAGCCUGGUGGAGGUGCUUGAGGCGGAGCGGAUGGUGCUGCUGGGGGAGAAUUCGCGUCUGGGCUUCCGGGCGGUAACCGCGGAGGAGGAGAUGCGUGCGGUGGCGGCGGAGCUCGGUUACUUGCGGCGGCGGGGUGCGGACCUGGCGCGGACGGUGGUGAAGCUGCGGGAGGACCACCGUGUGUGUCUCAUGGGGCGGACGAUCGAGGGUCUCCAAGCGCAGAUCUACGGGCUGGAGCAACGGAACCGGGAGUGCUUCGAGGCCAUGGCGCGGCGGGAGAAGGAGAAGGGGGAGGCGCGGGCGGAGGUGAACCGCCUGCGCGAUGAGAACCGCCGGCUGAGGGAGGAGGCGGAGGCGGCCCGGGGUGGUCGGCCGCGGGCUCGCAGCUUGUGGGAGCGAGUAAGUAUGUUGGAAUGGGCUUCUUCCCCAUGCGUUCCGCACGUGAAGCAAGCAAAGGGACCCAAAGGCUGCCUCGGCUAAUAAUAUUGAGCCCUUUUCAUGCUUCGUUUCUUUUUGCCUUACGUUAUCGCGUAGACUGUAUAGAGUCGUAACGUGAUGCAGUUCUGCUAUGGAAUUGUCCACUUUGGCUAAACUUAAUUUGAUUCAUCACGGUGGAAUUUGUGAU